Molecule: messenger RNA, 633 nt
Organism: Closterium sp. NIES-65
Lineage: Eukaryota; Viridiplantae; Streptophyta; Zygnematophyceae; Desmidiales; Closteriaceae
Source: the annotation of a GenBank genome assembly
AUGGACGUGGACGUGGACGUGGACGUGGACGUGGACGUGCACGUGGACGUGGACGUGAACGUGAACGUGGACGUGGACGUGGACGUGAACGUGAACGUGAACGUGAACGUGAACGUGGACGUGAACGUGGACGUGGACGUGGACGUGAACGUGGACGUGGACGUGGACGUGAACGUGAACGUGAACGUGGACGUGGACGUGCACGUGGACGUGCACGUGAACGUGGACGUGAACGUGGACGUGGACGUGGACGUGGUCACGGACGUGAACGUGGACGUGGACGCGGACGUGGACGUGGACGUGGACGACGUGGAUGUGGAGGACGUGGACGUGGACGUGGAGGACGUGGACGUGGACAAGGACGUGGACGUGGACGUGGUCGUGGACGUGGAGGUUGACGUGGACGUGGACGUGGUCGUGGACGUGGAGGACUUGGACGUGGACGUGGAUGUGGACGUGGACGUGGACGUGGACGUGGACAUGGUCGUGGACGUGGACGUGGACGUGGACGUGGACGUGGACGUGGACAUGGACGUGGACGUGGACGUGGACGUGGACGUGAACGUGGACGUGGACAUGGUCGUGGACGUGGACGUGAACGUGGCAAAGACGUGGACAUGGACGUGGACGUGA